CGCUGAGUGCGUUUUCAACAGUUGUUGGCGUCGGUUGUCCCGUCACCGUUUCGCCAGAGAACUUUUUCCUUCAGUGUUUUGUGCCGUGAAUUAUACGAAAAAGGAAGGCCCGAAAUUACGCGUCCCCCCCUCGAAAACCUGAAAUGCCCAAUAAAUUGUUCUUAAUUAUCUAAUGUGCAAGAAAUAUAGCGUAAAGUGCAUACGAAAAAAGAAAUUUGCGUCUAAUAUUUGUGUGUUGAAAUCAAGAGAUGCAAAUAAAUAACUAAAACGAAAAACGUGAUAGUGUAAUACAUAGAAACAUACAUAUUAACAUGUAUGUGUGUGUAUGAGUGUGUGCAAGCAAAGCAAUAGUUGAAGAAAGGCAGACACAUAAACAUAAGGAGAACGCGCCUGCCAAUUGAACGUAGUGCAACGAACCCGAGUCCGAACCCGAACCCUUCGCUCGAGACGGGGGUUGUGUACGCGCUUCAGCCCAGCCAACCCCCUGCCCACUCAGCUGACCGACUGACUCAUCCAUCAUCAUCCUCCUCAGCAUUCAGGGCAGAGAAACUGGCGCUGCGGCAGCGGUCGCUCGUGGUGCGUAGCCAAGAAUAAAUAAAAAGCAAAAACAAAUCGUGAAAAACAACAACAAAACAACUGCCUAAAAGCCUAGCUUUGCAGCUUAAUCGACGGCACGUAACGUAACGUAACGUAACGCAACGCAACACAACGUGCUGUAUUCUAUCGUACUGCUAUAUCGUAUCGUAUCCACAUGCGCAUCAAUUCCGCCUUAGCUUACGGCACAGACACACACACACUCAGAGACACACUGAAAAUAAAGGAGCAGCAAAUUUAUUGAUUUUGCUUUCUACAUUCAUCUUAUCGCAACCAUUAAGAAUUGCAGGCGCAAAGUAAACAGAGCAAAAACAAUUGGAUCUGCGUGUAAAUUACGAACGAAAAAAGUCAAUCUCAAAUGAAUUUCACAAGCCAAGCGAACUGUGUUUGCCAGCAUAAACAGUCGAAGGAAAAGCAGCAGGUGCAGCAGCAUCAUCCACCCACGCUCAUCAAGAGCCACACUUGCGCCUAUCAGCUGCAGGAUUUAGCUGGCUAUAAUCGCGCCCUAAUGCCGCCGCUGGACAACACCGACUUCAGCUGCGCCUGGCGCUAUGUCAACAACAACAGCAGCAACGCGCUCUGCAAUUACCAUCAGCAACUGCAGCAGCAGCAGCAGCAGCAACAGCCCGCACAUAAUUGGGCCAAAGCCAAGCAGCGUCUGUAUCAUCACAACACCUGUCCGCGCCAAAAGAAAUCAGCAACACCCACACAUACGCCCACAGCCACGCCCACAUCGACAUUAUGCCGACAGCAGCAGCAACAGCAGCGACGUUCACGCUCCACAUCCUCCUCAGCUGGCAAGCAGCGACGGAACAGCUCCUAUCAUUCCUACGAUGAUCUGGACAGCUCAUCGAAUGCGGUGGCCAAUGCGGAACGCAAAGUCGUCGCCAGCCUCAAGUAUCUGUGCGCCUGCACAGGCGCCACACUGCGCAACCUGUCGAAGAAGACGAAAGAUUUACAUGCCAAAAACUAUACCUACACCAAGCCCACGUGGCGCCUGUGGGGCGAGGAGCACGAGAAGAAUGCAAUUUUCACAGUCUACCUGAAGAAGGUGCGCUAUCAUCGACCAACGCCCACGGCAAGCAAUCAAGACUCGGAUGAUGAAAUUUCCCAUCUGGAGUGGGAGACGGUGCGUGUGCGCUUUGUGAAGGCAGCCACAUUGGCGCGCCUUGUGGAGGCGUUGGCCACCGAUGAUGGUGAAUUGGAGUCGACGUUUAUCAAUGUCUUCCUGUCCACGUAUCGCACCUUCUCGACGCCCAAGCAGGUGCUCAGCCUGCUGACGCAGCGCUACGAUGCGCUGCACGAGAAGCAUAUGGAGGAGCUGGAGCUGGCGCAACAGAAUGGCAGCACAGAGGAUGACUCACCGGCCUCCAUACAUGAGCAGCACAAGAAAACUCUAGUCUCGGCGCUGCAUGUGUGGCUGGACGGGUUUCCCGAGGACUGGCACGAGGACAACUUGCAGCAGAUUCUCGAAUUUGCCAGCAAACGUCUCAAGCGCUCCGAUUUGCAUAUCAAAGUGUUGAAUCGCUUGGAGCGUUUGCUCAGGCAGCAGGUUUAUGGAGGUGGAGGCGGUGGCGGCGGUGGUGGUGGAGGCAGAGGCGGAGGAGGAGGUGGUGGCAAUCAUGGGGAUAUCACUGGCCUGCCUUGGCUGACGACUCCGUCGGCGGGGCAGACGCAGUUCAUGAUGCAGACGCCGUACGGCUCCACCUACGAUCUGAGCGAGCAAUUUGGUCACCUUUACAUCUACCGCGGACCCACGCACUUUAUGCAGGCCUUUCGUUUUCCCGACGUGCCCGUUCGUCACUUUGCCGAGCAGCUCACCCGCAUGGACUCUGAGCUCUUCAAGCGUCUGAUACCGCAUCAGUGCCUGGGCCAUACGUGGGCGAGGCGGGACAGUGGCGGCUCUGAGACGGUGGUUGCCACCAUCAACCAGUUCAAUGCGGUGCUCUUUCGCGUUGUCUCCAGCAUACUCAUCGAUCGGCUGAAGCCACAGGAUCGCGCCUUGAACAUCUCACGCUGGAUUGAUAUAGCGCAGGAGCUGCGCAUGCUCAAAAACUUUAGCUCCCUGAAGGCCAUUAUUUCCGGACUCAAUUCCAAUUCCAUAUACAGACUGUCCAAAGUCUGGGAGUUUUUGCCCAAAGAGCGCAUGGAAAUCUUUACGGAACUCGCACGCAUUUGCUCGGAGGACAACAAUGCCUGGACUCUGCGUGAGGUGUUGAAGCGCGAGGGCACUGCCAAGAAUCCCGAUCCGGCUGGCGACCAAACGGAUCGCCAUCUGCAGAAGCUCAUACAAAAUCUGGGCACACAGACGUCGCACGGCACGAUACCGUAUCUGGGCACAUUUCUUACGGAUCUGACGAUGAUACACACAGCGAAUCCGGACUACCUGACCGAAGACAAGCUGAUCAACUUUGAUAAGAAGCGCAAGGAGUUCGAGGUGCUGGCGCAGAUCAAGCUGCUGCAGGGCGCGGCCAACACCUACAAUCUGCAGGAGGAUCCGCUCUUCGAUCAUUGGUUCGGCUCGAUGCCCUUGCUGGACGAGCGACAGGCGUUUGCGCUGAGCUGCCAGCUGGAGCCACCGCCGCCGGCGCCGCGCAAAUCGGUGGCCAGCACAAAUACAUCGCUAACGAAUACGACGGCCUCGUCGACGGCCUCGAUUAUGGGCAGCGCCGGGCAUGGCCAUCGCAAGACUGACUCCAUACACUCCAAUUCGAGCAGCGGAGCUGGCUCGCAGUUCUACUGUGAGCUGAACAGCAGCACGAGCUCCAGGCACAAUUCGCUGGAUAGGGAUGCACAUCACGCAUCGCUGAUGUCCGCCUCGAGCAGCACCUCCAAUCUAUCGAUGGACUCGAGCAAUUCAGGAGGUCGACAAUCGGCGCACAGCAAGUUGACCCACUCCCAGUCGCUGGGCAAUGGACUGAAGAAUGCGGCGCUGAUCAAUGGGACGACCAACGGUGGCUCGCCGCACAAUCACAUCAAUGCACAGCUGGUGCAGCCAGCUGGCGUGAGCACCCAGUCCGCUCCCGAUUUCUACAUCAUUCGCGUGACCUACGAGACGGACAACAUUGAGCUGGACGGCAUUGUGCUGUACAAGAGCAUAAUGCUGGGCAACAAUGAGAGGACGCCGCAGGUCAUUCGGAAUGCGAUGCUCAAGCUCGGCUUGGAGGAUGAUCCCGAUCGCUAUACGCUCGCCCAGGUGCUGCCCGACAAGGAGCUGGUUAUGCCAAAGACAGCGAAUGUCUACUAUGCCGUGAAUACCAAUUAUAAUCUUAAUUUCAUACUGCGACCGCGCAAGGACGAGGCUGGCAACGGGGGCAGCUAGUCCACACUGGUGCCCCUGUCCCAGUUGUGGUGCUUGGGAUAUGAGGGCGAGGAGUAGAGUAGAGUAUAUCAACCGAUUCCCGCUUGUAUAUAGUAUAUAGAAACACGAUGCGCACACAUGACAAAACUAA
Drosophila mojavensis is the source of this 4046-nucleotide messenger RNA. RefSeq names its product ral guanine nucleotide dissociation stimulator-like 1 (gene Rgl). Gene Ontology annotation, cellular component: plasma membrane. Gene Ontology annotation, biological process: positive regulation of GTPase activity; Ras protein signal transduction. NCBI's taxonomy places the organism in Eukaryota, Metazoa, Arthropoda, Insecta, Diptera, Drosophilidae. The transcript has 6 exons. The record is from RefSeq and is a predicted model, not a curated record. Bases 953 to 3916 code for a protein of 987 amino acids. Gene Ontology annotation, molecular function: guanyl-nucleotide exchange factor activity.